AAUCGGACAUGAGUAAUGUAAAAUCUUUUGAUGUUGCUUGUUACAUAUUAAUUCUAUUCUCCACUGCUUUGUCUAAAAUCAAUGAUGAAACAGAUUUAGACAUAACUAUUCGGGUGUGAAAACUAAGUAUUUUAAAAUAGAACUGUCAUCAAAAUACCUCUCAGAUGAUGUACAUUACGACUUUAUCAGGAAUGUGUUGAAAGCAAAUAAAUAAGGUUGGUGAUAAUUCACGCAAAAUCGAGAAUUGUGAAUUAUCAGACAUCAAAUUCCCACAUAAUUGUAAAUCUACUUUUUUCGGAAACCUGGUUGUAGGAAAUUUUAUUUAAAAAUACUCAGUUUUCAGAAAGUUGUGAGGGAAACAAAUCGAAACUCUUCUACAGUCUUCCGAAAAGCUUUUUUCACAAUAGAUUCUGAUAUUAUAACACCAAUCUGCACCAUCUAAUAUAUCUCUGGAAAAUUUCCGUAUUCAGAAAAUUAUGAACACGCACAUAUGGUGGGGCACACAUCUGCAUUGGCACCAAAGAAUUCUAUACAUCGUCAAUGUCUAUCAUCUUUUGGAGACCGAAAGAAAAUGUCAGACAGGAAAGCCAUAACUCUCCUUAUGUAAGUCUAUGGCAACUUACAGGCAAAUAUAUUUUGUAAACUGAGAUUGAUAGCAAUAAUUCUUUUGUUGACUGUCUGGAAUAUGAACAAGAUGACUUUGCAUUUGAGUUAAAAAAGGACUUAACAACUUGUUCAAGAUAUUGACAAAAAUCAUAGUAAUAGAAAUAUUUAAUAGCAAUAAAAUAUAAAAAUGUAAAGAAGAUAAAUAUCUCUAUAUUGUUAUGAGAAAAGAUAAACAAUGGAAGUUGAAUGUUGUGUGAAUAAGUUUAAAUAUAAAACACAAAAGAAUUGAUUUGCCUAGUGACAUGAGUAAAGAGCAAGGGAAAACAUCACACCACUGUGAUGCUUGUGGGAAAUCAUUUUCUAACAGUCGUACAUUAAUAACACACAGAUACACUCAUACAGGAGAGAAACCAUAUAAUUGUGAUAUCUGUGGCAAAUCAUUCUCUCAUAAUCAUAACUUAACUAGACACAAGCGUAUUCAUACAGGAGAGAAACCAUAUUGCUGUGAUAUCUGCGGUAAAUCGUUUUCUGAAAAUCAUCACUUAACUGAACACAAACGAAGUCAUACAGGAGAGAAGCCAUAUCAUUGUGAUGUUUGUGGAAAAUCAUUCUCUGUAAGUCGUAAAUUAACAACACACAUACGUAUUCAUACGGGGGAGAAGCCAUAUCACUGUGAUAUCUGUGGUAGGUCAUUCUCUCAAAAUGGUGAAUUAACUUCACACAAACAUAGUCACACUGGAGAGAAACCAUAUCACUGUGAUGUUUGUGGUAAAUCAUUCUCUGAAAGUUGUAAGUUAACUAAACACAAACGUAUUCACACAGGAGAGAAACCAUAUCACUGUGAUAUCUGUGGUAAAUCAUUCACUGAAUCUCAUCACUUAACUGGACACAAGCAUAUUCAUACAGGAGAGAAACCAUAUUGUUGUGAUAUUUGUGGUAAAUCAUUCUCUGGAAGUAGUAACUUAACUAGUCACAAACAUGUUCAUACAGGAGAGAAACCAUAUCAAUGUGAUAUCUGUGGAAAAUCAUUCUCUCAGAGUGGAACCUUAACUAAUCACAAACGUAUUCACACAGGAGAGACUCCAUAUCAUUGUGAUAUCUGUAGCAACUCAUUCUCUAAGAGUCGUGAAUUAACUAUUCACAUGCGCGUUCACACAGGAGAGAAUCCAUAUCACUGUGAUAUCUGUGGUAAAUCAUUUUCCAGAAAUCAACACUUGACUGAACACAAACGUAUUCAUUCUGGAGAGAAACCAUAUUGCUGUAAUAUCUGUGGCAAAUCAUUCUUUCGAAGUGGUGAUUUAACUAUUCAUAUCCGUAUUCACACUGGAGAGAAGCCAUAUCAUUGUGAUAUUUGUGGUAAAUCGUUCUCUCAAGGUCAUCACCUAACUGAACACAAACGAAGUCAUACAGGAGAGAAACCAUAUCACUGUGGUACCUGUGGUAAAUCAUUCUCUGAAAGUGGUAAGUUAACUAGACACAAACGUAUUCACACAGGAUAAUAGCUAUAUCACUGUGAUAUCUGUGGUAAAUCAUUCUCGUUCAUACAGCAGAGAGUCCAUAUAUUUUUAGCAAAUCAUUCCCUCAAAGGAUUCACUUAACAAAAUAUGUACUACAGUAGGUGUAUCAGUGUGAACAUUUUGGUUCUCAAUAAAUGAAGAAUUUCUCUUGUAUGGUAUUUGAUUGUACUUUCUUUGCUUAUAUUAUUAUAAAGAUGAACUGAACUACUGCUUCCUCUACAUAUGGUUAUAUGUAUAUUGAGAGAAUAUAGAUACAUACACUGUGAAUUUUGACGAAAAAAAUCAAUUUGUUGUUGUCAUUAAAAUGUUUGAACAUC
This is a messenger RNA of Octopus bimaculoides (California two-spot octopus), 2440 nucleotides long. RefSeq lists its product as uncharacterized. The record is from RefSeq and is a predicted model, not a curated record. Gene Ontology annotation, molecular function: RNA polymerase II cis-regulatory region sequence-specific DNA binding; DNA-binding transcription factor activity, RNA polymerase II-specific. Lineage: Eukaryota; Metazoa; Mollusca; Cephalopoda; Octopoda; Octopodidae. Gene Ontology annotation, biological process: regulation of transcription by RNA polymerase II.